Molecule: messenger RNA, 1248 nt
Organism: Didymella exigua CBS 183.55
Lineage: Eukaryota; Fungi; Ascomycota; Dothideomycetes; Pleosporales; Didymellaceae
Product: NAD(P)-binding protein
Exons: 4
Coding region: 15-899 (294 amino acids)
Cellular component (GO): intracellular anatomical structure
Molecular function (GO): oxidoreductase activity, acting on NAD(P)H, oxygen as acceptor
Source: RefSeq, a predicted model, not a curated record
AGCUCACAGUCGAAAUGACACACGCAACAACACAGUUGGCGACCAGAGACCUGUUUAGAUUGGACGGGCGGACGAUCUUGAUCUCUGGAGGUGCGGGCGCUGUCGGUGUGGUGGUGGGCAAGGCCAUCCUAGAGAGUGGCGGAGAUGUAGUCUUCUUAGAUCUAUUGUCAUCAAUGCCGGAGGCCAAAUGGCGUGACGUCCUGGCUUCGGCAGAAGUUGGAAACUCAAAAGCACACUACAAACAACUUAAUGUCCAAGACGAGACAACCAUCACAGCUGGCAUGAGCCAGAUCGGGUCGGGGCUUCGACGGCCAAUUCGAGGUCUCGUGUCUUGUGCAGCGAUCUCGGGAGAGAGCGAUGCGUGCAGCUACCCAUCAUCUAUCUUCCGGCAGAUCCUGGAUGUCAACAUCAUGGGCACCUUCCUAAUCGCGCGCGCAGUAGCUAACGAAAUUCACAGCGCUAACGUAACGGGAAGCAUCGUCCUGAUUGCUAGUAUGAGCGGUCAUAUCAGCAAUCGCGGAAUCAACACAUCAGCCUACAACGCUUCCAAGGCUGCAGUACAUCAGCUCGCUCGCUCGCUGGCCGCCGAGUGGGGACAUCCGCAGAACACGUUUCCUGGGAGCACGGUGACUGCGACUAAUCCGAAUCCGAGCACUGAGCCGAGGAAAGUGUAUCCACCGGUCAGGGUCAAUACGCUGAGUCCAGGACACAUCGACACGCCGUUAAGUGAGGCUGCAAGAGUGAGAGGGUUGACGGAUGAGUGGGCCAACCAGAAUAUGCUUGGAAGAAUCAGUCAGCCUGAGGAGUACAGGGCGCCAGUGCUGUUCUUACUGGGCGAAGGCAGCAGCUACAUGACAGGCGCGGAUCUUCGAGUUGAUGGAGGCCAUUGCGCAUGGUAGCGUUGUGAGUCCGGGUGUCAGGCGGACCUACCACAUAGAAGAAACUCACAGUACGAGAUUGCCACCUUCAGCGUCGGCAAUGGUCGCUAGGAAUUGGCCAAGUUGAACCCAGGUCGUCCGGUCUACAAGGCUAUGGUGUCGAGGAGAACCCGACAAGCUUGGCUUAUUGAAAUUGGAUGACGUGGACAAGUCUCCUUCAGAAUGCGGAUCUUAACUGAUACACUAGUAUAGGGAACCGCCAGCAAAAUUGAACAUCAUGUAUAUAGGAGAUCGUAUCAAGCAAGGACCAAGGCUGCAUUGCAUACUCUCGUAUAUCUGCAGGACGUCGGUUAUCUAAUCAUCCGUAACA